Molecule: messenger RNA, 1089 nt
Organism: Lottia gigantea (owl limpet)
Lineage: Eukaryota; Metazoa; Mollusca; Gastropoda; Lottiidae
Exons: 2
Coding region: 1-1089 (362 amino acids)
Molecular function (GO): nucleotide binding; nucleic acid binding
Source: RefSeq, a predicted model, not a curated record
AUGCCCCAAAAUAGACAUUUUCAACCAAAGAAAGUAUCCGAGGAAUUAGAUUUGGUAUGUUACAUACAUAAAUCACAUUUCUGUCUCAUAAGAAGAAAUAACAAAACCUUAGGCAUUAAAGAAAUAGAAGAUAAUGACAAUGAAAAUGUAUCGAGAACUUGUAAAGAUGAUAAGGCAGUAACACAAGUUUCACCUCUAAAACUAAAUAUUUUUCCAACAAUUCACGAUGAUUGUCUAUACGCAUGGGAUUGGGAAACUUACAGCGAAAAAGAAACGAAUAAAGCCAUUCCUUAUUCUUGCACGUUAAUUAAUUUAGAAAAACUAAGAAGAAUGUUAGACGGAAUAAAACAUAACUUUCCAGAUUUAAAUCCCACUGAUAAUGUUCCAGAAGAAUUUUACAAUAAAUUAAUGAAUAUAGUAGAAAUAUUUGUGGGUAAAGAUUGCAUUGAACAAAUGUUGCAACGUUUAGGAAAAGUAGAUCAAAAAAGAUUAACAUUAAUUUCUCAUGACGAUCUUAGAAAUAAAUAUAAACGAGAAGGUAAUAUUGUGGGGAGUAAUUGCAUGAAAGUAUUAGGUAAUUCCUUGUUUGGUAAAUCUAUUCAGAAGGAUAUAACUACAUCGAGACAUUUAUGGAGUGAAGCAACUUUAAAAGCCAACUUCGAUUCACAUGUCAAAAGUUAUCCUAAAGUAAAUGAGACUCUAUAUAUCGUUGAGAUAAAUGAAGAAGAAAAAGAAUUUGACUGUAUACCUCCUAAAUCUACACGACUAACACCUAGUCAUCUGGGUUCAUUCGUAUUAUCUCACAGUAAAAAAAUAAUGAAUAAUUUUAUUCACGUAAUAGAUGGAUUUUAUAAGCCAGAAAUAUACUAUACGGAUACUGAUAGUUUAUACAUUUCACCUAGCAAUUGGGAUAAAUUAGAUGAAGCAGGGCUGGUAUCUGAAAAUGAUUAUUGUAAAGGAAAGAAUGAUUACGGUGAUGGUGGAAUUAUAUAUGGUUUAUAUUUAGCGCCGAAAGUCAAAUACAAUAUCAUUCUAACUUCCGGCGGUAUUCUAAAAGAAAAGACGACGUGUAAGGGUUACAUGAUGUGA